GUUGUGUGAGCACGUGAAGUAGGAACCAACCAAGCAAAAGGCGGUUGUCUUUAAGACAAGAGAAUGGCGCACUACUUGGCUUGUAGGAACUUACUGUUUAGGGAGGUUGCCAAGACACAGACAACUGCACCAAUUUGGAAAGAAAUAACGGUCAACACAGGUGGAUCUGAUAGCACUUUACAAGACAUCAAAGUUUCAAACACAUCUGGCGGAUAUGCAUACCAAGACAGCACACAACCAAAUUCGGCAGCAAGCAACAGAUUUAUAUACUGGAGAACUACAGGAGACAUUUUGGAACUGGUGGAACAGUCUUUGGAUUAUAAUUUAAUUGGUUCUCAUGUUCGAUACCGAUUUCAAGACACUCCUUUACUUGGAGGCACCAGUGUCCAUGAACACCAAGGGAAAGUUUAUAUUUUAGUCACAACAGUUGCUAGUGUACACAGACUUGUAUUUCCGCAUCCAAACAAAAUACCCAAGCCCGAAACAGUUUGCUAUCGUUUUGGUGAAGAUUCUAAGGCCCUUUCUAUAUUUGCCGAUGCAUCCCUUACCAGUGCUCAAGAUAGCAGAAAUUUUCACAUGGUCAACCCUGGUGGUAGUUUAACAUCUCAGCUUUAUUGUGCGGCCACUUGCCUUGACUCAGAUGGACAGGCUAUGUUUGCCUUUUCUACUAGCCUUGGAUCAAUUUUGCUCUUCUGUAUGCCUACAAUUGAAAAGCCUGGUGAGGUGACUCGCUUUGAACUUUGUCACUCUAGCAUGAUGCAAAGAAUUUGGAGUGGUUUGGUUCCAAAUAUCAUUAAGGGUUCUUCAGAAACAGCUGAAAAAACACUCAGCAUGGUAAUGGAUGCUGUUGAUGAUGAAGUUUUUAUAUUCUGUGUAUGUAAAGAUCACAAACUGAGAUGGUGGUCAACAAAGACUCAGGAAUGCUUAAUGGUUUUUAAUCUGCUUGAUUUAACUCGUAAUAAACAACAUCCACAUCUUCCAUCUAUUGGCGCUCCUGGUCAUUCAGUGCGGAAAGUGUCUGCUGGAGACCACGUUUUCCCUAGUCUUUGUGUUCACUUAUCUUUUUCUGAUUGCAACCAGUUUUGUUUCAUUGAAUCAUCUUUCAAUGAUGGUAGAUACCAGUUACAUCAUAUUGGUUCGAUAUUUGGACCUUCGGAAGAUUUAACUGAUUUCUGCCUGACUGGAGAUCGUUUAUUAACUCUUUGGAGCAGUAGUUCUGGAGAACCAAUUGCUAGAAUAGCUUUAUUUCCAAGUGAUCAGACUGCUGCGAAAGAAUGGACUGAUGUGAUCUUACAACCUCCAGAAACAGCUGACCUUUGGAUUCCUAAUUACCGUGAUCCUCGAGAUGUUUACAUGGAGAAAAUCUUUUAUCCUGGUUGCUUCAGCACUCAGGACAUUGUACGUGCCCUUAAUGUUUAUAAACGCUCAGUCCAUGUUAGACAAGACACCGUCAGUCUGAUCAGUCUUAAAGAGGAAGUUACAAAUACUGUUGAAACUGAAAUUCGCAAUGCUGCUAUGGAAUACCAACUUGAUGAAGAUGAAUACUGCCAAUUACAACUUGAACACUGGACAAAAUUUUAUUCUUGCUGUGUCCAAUACCAAGAGGUUGAUUCCAAAUGUCUAGGUUUGUUUGUUGAUGAACAGUCAGGACUUAUUUGCUGCAUACGAAAGAAUCAUCUGACUUAUUUUUGUCCCUGUGACAUUGUUGAAGAGCUUUACAUUGGAGAUGGAAAUACUGAAGCCGCUGUUGCCCUCCUCAAUGCUGUAGAAUGCAGAGCAGAGGGCCACAUGGUCACAGAUGUACUACAUGUAUUCAAAUGUAUGCAGCUUAUAGCUGGAGAUAUCAGUGAGGACCUUGGGAGCCAACUGGAAUACGAAGCUUCAGUGACCCUAGACCUUGAACAGGCUGCUGGAAGCUUGGUAGAUUCUUGUUUAGCUUUGAAUGACCUUCUGAUUGACAACAUCAAAUCUCACUUGGAAAAUGUAAUUGAUUUAGUCAAUGCUGUUCGUGUGAUUUCCGCCCAUUUAAACCUCAGCACACUACAACUAGACUCUUUGGAUCUUAAUGAUUCAUCACGUCUCUUGUCACAGAUUGAUUGGGGUCAGCUUUUUGCAAGUAACUGUGCAACAUCUGUCAUUAUUGCACAUAUGGAACAUUUUGUUUGCACUCGUCUAAAUGCCACUCGUGACCUCCUUUUGCUGCUCUUGAUUGCAAUGAAAUGUGGCGACCAGGCUCAUUGUGGAAGUGGACAAUGUUGGUCUCUACAGAUCAAUUUAAUGCCUCAAGUGAUCCUCAAUUUCCGGUGUUACCUUGUUCUGAAGUGGGUGAUGUCUACCGUUGCAUUGCCAAGCCCAGCAAAUACAGUAGAAUUCAACCUAACACAACUGGCAGCACUUGACAUUUCAGAAGCCACAGCACAAACACCGGUAUACACACCACAUAUAGGCUCAGGCCAACCCUCCCUGACAUUGGCAGAACUUUUUCUACGAGGAAUCGGUGGUCUUCAAGUGCGGACGACGUUAAUCAAUAGUAAAAUGUUGAACGAGGAGGUCCCUACUCUGUGGAUAAAUUCUUUAAUUCCUAUCAUCAAAAUUUUAGCCAAACUUUUAUGGCCUGACAGUUUUAGUUUCUUAUUCCCCGAGUUCCUUGUCGGACACUGCCAGUACCUUCACCUGCAGGAAUAUGUGCGUAUGUUGUCUUCGUGGUGCCCCAAGAAUGAACAUUCAAGGAAAUUCCUCCUUGGACAAGCAUACCUUUAUUUCAACGAACCCUACAAGGCUGCACAGUCAUUUGUUGAAGCAGCCGAAGGAUUAAAUAACGGGGAACCAUUUUUGGUACGCAAACUGUUGCAAAUUAAUGACGAUAUGAAUAUUCCGAUGAUGGAAGUAAACUAUUACCUCAAGGUUAUUAACCAGUUUGAACAUUUUCAACAUCCACAUAUAGUAAUUUCACUUGCAGAAGAAGCAAUAUGCAUUGCCAGUGAAUCUGAUCCUAAUAUAGCAACGUUGUAUCUAAAAGUAUUUAAAUAUCAUUUAGAAUUAGGACAUUACGAGAAAGCCUAUAAUGCUAUGGUUACCAAUCCAGAUCCCUCCAGCUGUAAAGAUUGUCUACGACAGUUACUGAAUGUGUUGUGUGACCGCAAGCAGUUAAAUAUUUUGGUCAGAUUUCCCUAUAAUAAUCUCCAGGAAGAGGUGGUGUCUAUCCUAAAGAACCGAGCCCGAUCUGUUGAUUUGUCUUCACACAAUUAUUAUGACCUGUUGUUCUCAAUACAUAUUUCAAGAAAUAGUUACCGAGCUGCUGGCAAUGUAAUGUAUGAACAAGGUCUGCGACUGGGGCAAGAACUCCCAGGGGUUCGUGGUCUUCAACGCCAAGUUCAGUGUUAUUUGGCUGCUAUGCAUGCCUUACGGUUGGCGAAGCCAGAAUAUGCUUGGGUGGUGAAGCCUAUACCAAAUCGUUUAACUCACCCAGCACCUGAAGAAGGAACUUCUCCAAAACAUUAUCUUGAUGGUGAAGAGAAAAUAGAGACAGAUGCUCCGAAACGACAACUUCAGAUAGUUACAAUAGAAGAUCUGGAGAAAGAAUACCUUCUUGUGGAUGCUCGUCUACGUUUAAUUAAAAAAGAUGCAGAUCUAAUGAUAGCAUCAGGCCCUGCCAUACAACCUGAUGAAAUGAUUGGUAUAUUAGUCAGUGUUGGACUUUUUGACAGAGCUAUCAUUAUUUGCAAAGCAUACGAUCUACCCUUAAAUCCAGUGUUUGAAAAUUUGGCUUUACGAUGUGUGACUUUGUCCCUGUGUGAAUCUGACAGUGGAGAUGAAAACAUAACAGAAAAUGCUUGGCAAUGGCUGAAAGAAAAUGAGAUAUCUCAGGUUUUAACUACGAAAGUAUGUAGUGCGUCUGACCAAGCUUGGCUGUUAUUAAAAACUUACUUGAGUAAAUAUGAAGAACCAAAUGCCCGUUAUCAUCGCUGUACUGCAAUAAAACUGCUUUCUCAUAACUACCAACUGCCUACCUGGUUUGUAAAUCCUUACAAGACCCUAGAUGUUGCAGAAUUAAUACGUUUAUAUAUUAGUUUUGACAAAUUAGAAGAAGCUGUUGCUGUUACUCUAGAGUACUUGGAUGCUGUGUUGGGAACAUUGCAGGGCCAAGACAAUCACCUGUACAGACUUAAAGGAUACAUAAUAAACAAACCGUUUUCUUUAUGGAUACCAUUAACAAGUAUUGACCAAAUCUUUGUGACACUCCAAGAAGAAAAUCACAACAGCCGAUAUAAAGAGUUGCACGACUUGUUAAUGACCAGUGUGAACACAUACAAGCGUAAAGUGAUGGAACUAACCCAGUUUGUCAACAGCCAGUGUACAGUCCAGAGUUGAGCCAGUGACCACCAAACCCGGGUCAUCUCAUUUGCUAAUCAGAUCAUUUUAUAUUGUACAAAAUUUAAAAAACAAAACAAAAAACAAUAUCUAGAGUCACAUCUUCAACAUAACAUGUACAUAAAAACCCCCACUGGAAAACAGCAUCAUCAUCAUUCUUUGUUGUUUUUAUUUUUUUUAUUUUUUAUUUUUUUUUUUGUUAAUUAAAAAGAUAUCAAAUA
Molecule: messenger RNA, 4592 nt
Organism: Octopus sinensis (East Asian common octopus)
Lineage: Eukaryota; Metazoa; Mollusca; Cephalopoda; Octopoda; Octopodidae
Product: nuclear pore complex protein Nup160
Exons: 36
Coding region: 64-4371 (1435 amino acids)
Cellular component (GO): nuclear pore
Molecular function (GO): structural constituent of nuclear pore
Source: RefSeq, a predicted model, not a curated record